This is a messenger RNA of Melitaea cinxia (Glanville fritillary), 949 nucleotides long. RefSeq names its product autophagy protein 12-like (gene Atg12). Gene Ontology annotation, cellular component: Atg12-Atg5-Atg16 complex; phagophore assembly site membrane; cytoplasm. The coding region runs from base 58 to 432 and encodes 124 amino acids. The record is from RefSeq and is a predicted model, not a curated record. The transcript is spliced from 4 exons. Gene Ontology annotation, biological process: autophagosome assembly; autophagy of mitochondrion; C-terminal protein lipidation. NCBI's taxonomy places the organism in Eukaryota, Metazoa, Arthropoda, Insecta, Lepidoptera, Nymphalidae.
AGUCGCUUAGUGGAACGCACUGAUCAUAAUAGACGGUAUAGUUUCUACAUGUUAUAAAUGGGUGAUGAGAAGGCAGACGAUAUUUCUCAUACGGAAACAUCAAACUCUGAAAAUGUUCAGGAAAAUGAACAAAAAGAUAACAGUGAAAGUGGAAAGACGGAUAAAGUUAAAGUUGACAUAUUGUUAAAAGCGACUGGUAAUGCUCCUAUUAUGAAGAAAAAGAAAUGGACAGUGGACGCGGAAAAACCUAUUGGUUGGAUUAUAGAGUUUGUUAAGAAAUAUUUAAAACUUGAACCUGAGGAAAAAUUGUUUCUUUAUGUGAAUCAGACUUUUGCACCAUCACCUGAUCAAGUAAUAAGAAACCUGUAUGAAUGUUUCGGUACCGACGGUAAGUUAGUACUGCACUAUUGUAAGAGCCAAGCAUGGGGCUGAGAAUAUAAAUGUAUUUCUUGGUACUGAUGAAGCUUUAAAUUACGCAUUUAAUUUAAAAAGCAUUAUAGGUAAAUUUCAUUUAAUAAAAACAGUAAUUUGGUACUUUCUACAACUUGUAUUGAUCAAAUCUCUAUAUCUUGAAGUGUUAUGACACAUUAUGUUACUUAUAAUAAGGAAUAAGUAGUUAAAGAACUAUUACCAUGACUUCAAGUAAAAUAUUAUGAGACAAUGGAAUAGAAUUAGGUUAUAGUUAUUCCUGCAUAUACAAUGAGCUAAUGGCCGUAUUCAAUCACCUAUCUUUGGUUUUGCCUGCUAUCGUUAGAUUUUUGACACAAUUUGUAAAGAGCUUAUGUAAGAUUUCUAUCUUUAGCAAGCUAAUUCAGAGAUAAAGAGAAUAUUGAUUAUUAUCUACAGUUAAUGUGUAAAAUCUCGGUGUUUGACUUGUGUUUGUAAGUAAAAUUUGUAAUCAAGAUAAGAAUGGUAAAAUAAAUAUUUUAUUAAAUAGAAGCAUAGACAA